This is a messenger RNA of Echinops telfairi (small Madagascar hedgehog), 1186 nucleotides long. It is a transcript of the gene FAAP24, whose product is annotated as FA core complex associated protein 24. Lineage: Eukaryota; Metazoa; Chordata; Mammalia; Afrosoricida; Tenrecidae. Gene Ontology annotation, molecular function: chromatin binding. Gene Ontology annotation, cellular component: Fanconi anaemia nuclear complex. Gene Ontology annotation, biological process: interstrand cross-link repair. The record is from RefSeq and is a predicted model, not a curated record. The transcript is spliced from 5 exons. The coding region runs from base 101 to 769 and encodes 222 amino acids.
UGCCCCCGGAACCGCUCCGGGAGAGAGCUGGGUCGGCUGAGUCGGAGCCGCGCACGUCUGAACUGAGGUGACGAGAAUGUGAGACAGAUCCAGGCCACCGAUGGAAAGGAGCCUCCCUGAUGGCACAGGCCCCAUAUAUGUGCCUUUGGGGCACAUCGUGGCCUGUGAGAGAUGGCGUGGGUCACAGCUGGCACAAGAGAUGCAAGGCAAAAUUAAACUCGCGUUUGAGGAGGGACUCACACCGGUAGAUUUUUACUUGUCUAACAGAUCCUGUAUUCUCUAUGUUACCGAAGCCGAUUUGGUGGCAGGAAAAGGCUACAGAAAGAGGCUUGUUCAGAUCAGAAAUUCCAGUCAUCUUCAAGGGAUUGUACUAGUUGAGAAGACACAGAUGAGCGAGCAGUACUUCCCGGCCGCACAGAAGUUCACAGUCCUGGACCUCGGCAUGGUGCUGCUUCCGGUGUGCAGCCAGAAGGAAGCAGCCAGCCUCAUUAUUCAGUUAGUCCACGAACAAGCCAAAGAGCCCAGUAAGAACCCGUUUCUCAGGAAGAAGCGCGCUCAGCUCUCCGAGCCCUCCCUCCUCCAGACGGUGCAGCAGAUCCCAGGAGUUGGAAAAGUGAAAGCCCCCCUUCUGCUCCAGAAAUUCCCAAGUAUCCAACACCUAAGUAACGCUUCCAUGCAAGAACUGGAGCAUGUCGUUGGGCAAGCAGCGGCACAGCGGAUUCACACGUUUUUCACACAGUCCAGUGACAGCGCACCGAGAGCCCUGUGAUGUUUUCUCCUUCAGACCACAGACUACAUAAUCCACAGUUCAAAACUAAGAAAGAGCGUUUCCUCUUACAGCAACUAGUCAAAGACAAGUGGGGCCUAAAGGAGGCCCUCCUCUCCGGGCUCAGGCCUUGCAGUGAGUGGGUGCCCUCAUUCUUCUUCCAGUAUAAGAAGAGCCUGUUAAUUGAAGCUCUGUGACUCAGCAGAGCUGGCCUGGGCAGAUUUUAAUGUGUAACCUUGACCUGCAUCUCUUCUGGAAAAGGUCUUCUCAUGCUUCAGGUGGUGGGUGUGAACAUCUAAGGAAAACAAAACGACACCAAAGCCCUGUCUCCUCAGCCCCUUGUUCCUGCUGGCAGUGCUCCAGCUGUGCGGCAGGUCUGGGGCUUUGAGGUUGCCAGUGUAAAUAAACCAUUGUACUGCC